AUAAAUAGUGUAACAAGGGGCUUCUUUCUCUUCUUUUUAUAUAUACAUAUAUAUGUCUACAUACAAAGUCAAUCCGCAUAGACCUUAUUAUUCGCCAGGAUUACAACCUCAUCGCAAUUAUACGUCGUUACCUUCUCAAGAUGCUACGCCAUUAGUACUUGAAGAACAUGACCAUGCACUUAAAGGCUGGACUGGAAGAACAACAAGUUUUGCACUAUAUAAAUAUUUCAUAACUAUGCUGACAAGCCCCUUUGAGGUGGGCACAACCCUACUUCAAGUCCAAUAUUCCCCUCACCAAGACGUUGAGGUGGUUGGGCUACAAUCGAUUGAAUCAAGCAGCAGUAGUACACAGCUUUCUUCUAUGCAUCCCAUAGAUGCUGAUUCAGAGACAGACGAUGAAGAAGGGUUCUUUAGGCGUCCUGCUUCUCUAGAUAUCAAUCGUUUUAGGCCUGACAGCAGUAGCUUACUCUCGACUGUGAGUGUCUAUGAUGAUAAGAAUCGACCUAUGCAUCAAAUGCCGCCUAUGGAAGGAGGUGGUGUAUUAGAAAUUCUGAAUUCAAUCAUCAAACAACCUACAGAAGGCUGGCGAUCUUUAUUCAAAGGUCAGCGUGUUACUUGGGUGUAUGAAAUGCUUCGUGCAGUGCUUUUACCUGCACUUGAGAGUAGUUUAAAUGACAUAUUUGGUCUAUACGAUGAUACGAUUCCACUCUUACACUUAGAUAAUGUCACUCCUAACAUUGCUACCAUGAUUGUAUCCCAUGUAGCAGUAGGUGUUCUUCUUAGUCCAUUAGAGAUUAUUCGUACACGUCUUGUGGUUCAAUCUGCCUCACCCCUCUGUAGAAAAUACCAAGGUCCAUUCCAUGCACUUCGUUUGAUGAUAUCAGAAGAAGGCGGUCUGAGUAGCAUUUACCUCAGUAAAAACUUGAUUCCUACCAUCUUUUAUCAUACCAUUACACCGCUUUUAGCAUGUAGUACACCUUUAUUGAUCACUCGCUUGUUACAUAUUACAGCGGCUGAUUCACCUAUUCUUUAUGGUGCUGCAGAACUUGUCUUAAGCACCUGUGGACUAUUGCUCAUGUUACCUUUAGAAACCAUUCGUAAGCGUCUGCAUUGCCAAGUACAAGGAGAAUUCAAGUCUACAGUGGCAUUAAGACCUCAACCUUAUCGUGGUGUAUUGGAUGCAUUAUACAAGAUCAUGAAAGAAGAAGGCACAAAAGAAAAGAAGCGAGAAACAACAAAACAGACCAAAAAAGCAUGGACAUCCAGUGAUGAAGAUAGUGAUUCGGACUUAUUUCCUGCUCAUCGAAAAGAAAAGACUUCAAGUGCCUGGGGAAUUCGUGGUUUGUACAGAGGAUUCAGUAUGCAAUUGGCUGCUCACGUAAUGGGGUUUGUAUUUCAUACAGUAAAUGGACUUGAAGAUGGUUUUAUGUGAAUAUAAAUAAAAAUUGCAUAAAUUAGCUCUUUUUUCUCUCUUU
Gilbertella persicaria is the source of this 1475-nucleotide messenger RNA. RefSeq names its product mitochondrial carrier domain-containing protein. The coding region runs from base 53 to 1432 and encodes 459 amino acids. The record is from RefSeq and is a predicted model, not a curated record. NCBI's taxonomy places the organism in Eukaryota, Fungi, Mucoromycota, Mucoromycetes, Mucorales, Choanephoraceae. The transcript has 4 exons.